UUAUCAUUAACAUUUUUUCUUAUACAACAAGAUGUCGCUAUGCUAAAUCUCAGUUUCUUGGCCAUUUUCUCUUUUAUAUUCACCUUAAAUACCCUAGUUUUUGUACAUAGUAGUUAUUCUAAGCCUCCAUCAUGUGAUAGUUCGAAGGGAUGUUCUUGUGAUCCUGGUUUUUGGGGAAAACAAUGCCAGUUUUGUCGACUAAGAUUUACAAGUGAUACAGGAAUUAUAUCAGAUGGCCCAAAGAAUUACUUUGAAUCAUCAAAAUGUUCUUGGCUCAUAGAAACAUCCAGGUCCAAUAGUACGAUUGAACUAGAUUUAGAACAAUUUGCCACAGAAUGCUCUUGGGAUCAUCUCUAUAUUUAUGGUGGAAAUUCAAUACAUGCGCCAUUGUUGGGAACAUUAAGUGGAUUAAUUAGAGACCAAAGCAUUCUUGAGGUAGCCCAGGAACCAAUCAAACGCCUUCGCAUCAAUUCCAACACAGCAUGGUUGUAUUUCUACAGUGAUGCCAACUAUGUUCUUACAGGUUUCAAUAUUAAAUAUAGAGUAACUAGGGACUGUUCCUCACAGUGCAAUAACCAUGGUCACUGUGGUUCCCAUGGUAAUUGUAUUUGUGAUCAAGGAUGGACUGGUCCUAGUUGUACGAUUGCUUCAUGUCUAAUGAGCUGCCUUAGUGGUGUAUGCAACAAUGUUACAAGACAGUGUGAGGGAUGUAAUCAUGGUUUUACUGGACCAUCAUGUAAUGUCACACUCGGUUCUGGAUACUGGACUCAUGUGCCUGCUAAUAAUCAGGAAGUGAUGAAAGGCCGAGCUUCACAUGCUGCAAGCUUGAUUGGAGACUGGAUUUGGGUAUAUGGUGGUUAUGCUAUGGACAAUACCCCAUUUAACAAUCUUAUCAGAUACCAUGUAUCACAAAACAAGUGGGAAGUUGUGGUGCCCAACGUUUCAAGUCUGUUGCCAAGGCAACGGUACGGACAUUCAAUGAUUGUGGUCAAUGAUACAAUUGUUGUUUUUGGAGGCAUCGUUGACAAGAAGACAGUCAGUGAGUUGUGGAUGUUUGACAUAAGGACAAGACAAUGGACGCAAGUGUCAGUCUCUGCUGAAAGUGAUAACCUUAUUGCAGUGUCUGGACACACUGCAACGCUUGUUGAUAACAAGAUGGUUGUUAUUUUUGGAUAUGGACCCAAGGAAGGAUACACACAGAGGGUGCAAGUGUUUGAUUUAGAAAAAAUGAGCUGGAAGCAAUACAACUUUAGUUCUCUAUUGGUGCAGGCCACUUUUGGGCACAGCAGUGCAUAUGACCCAGUAUCAGGGAUGAUUUACAUUCAUGGAGGAUACAGAGCCACUCUCAGUAAUAAUGCUGAAAUCUCCAGUGAUCUGUAUGUAUACAUGCCAUCAAAAAAUAAAUGGCUAAUCCUCCCAAGUAGUGGCUACCCUCGUUUUCUGCAUUCAUCUGUACUUCUUGGUAAUCUGUUACUUGUGUUUGGUGGAAACACACACAAUGACACCAGUGAGGCACUGAAAAAAACACGCUGUUACUCUCCUGAUCUUAUGCUCUUCGACACACGGUGUAAUACAUGGACAAAUGUUCCACUCACUAAAUCUUUAUCAAGCCAAGCUGCACGUUUUGGACACAGUGCAGUUGAAGCUAAUGGCACCAUGUAUGUCAUUGGAGGCUUCCAAGGAACAAUGCUGGGUGAUAUCCUGCAAUACACGACAGGUGACUGUUCAGCACAUGUCAAUAAGACAUCAUGUCUACAUGCCUACACCAAGUAUGGCUGUGUAAGAACCAUUGAUACUCACAAGUGCAUUGGUCCUCUAAAUGCUGAUCUCAUAAAAGCAAAUAAUUUAGAGAAGCCAGCUUGUUCAGCUAAUCCUGGCAAAUGUUCUAUGCACAAAAACUGCAACCAGUGCACUUCAAGUAUUUUUCAGUGUUCUUGGUGUGGGAAACAAUGCAUUAAUUCAACUGACAAUUGCUCGAGGAAAAAGGUAACAGAAGAAAACCAGUGCCCAAAGUCAUCUUUAAUAAUUUCAGGAUUAUGUCCAGAUAAAGACAAAUCAAGUGGCAUCUGUGCUCAUACUGUUUGUAAUGACUAUUCAACAUGCAAGACCUGUACUGGGAAUGACAAGUGUAUGUGGUGCGAGUCCCAGAGAAAAUGUGUUGGUCUGAAUGCAUAUGUGGUGUCUUUCCCAUAUGGGCAGUGUCACGAGUGGACUAAAGACAAGUGUGCAGAUGUCAGUUGUGAGGGCAGGAAGACGUGCCAGGACUGUCAUACUCUUCCAGGUUGCGGAUGGUGUGAUGAUGGUUCAGGCACUGGGCUCGGACAGUGCAUGCCUGGUGGCGAUAAUGGGCCCUUUAGUCCUGGAGGCAAAAACUCCAGUGUUGUGAGCAAUCAGUGCUUACCAAAGCUCAACAAGAAGAGGUGGUUUUUUAUUGAAUGUCCAGCAUGCCAGUGUAAUGGUCAUAGCACAUGUGAUGAUGAACAAAAAUGCAAACAAUGUCUAGAUAACACUAAUGGUUCCCAUUGCCAGACCUGUGCUCCAGGUUAUUUUGGUGACCCCACAAAUGGAGGAAAAUGCCAAGCAUGUAAAUGUAAUGGUCAUGGUAGUGUGUGUAAUCAUGAGACUGGUGUCUGUGAUUGUCGUACCAAGGGUGUUGCAGGCGAUAAUUGUCAACUGUGUUCCAGACAGAAGGGUUUCUAUGGCAACGCCAGUAAUGGGGGACAUUGUUACUAUAACUUGACAAGUGGAUACCUCUUCACCUUCAACUUAAAUGGCACAACUGGUGUUAGUUUUUUGAAUGUUCCUAAAAAGGAUGACAUAGAUGUUGACUUCAAGAUAAGCAUAUCAGGAAAUGAUGCCCUGGUCAAUAUAACCUAUAAGACAGGAUCAUCGUCAGAGCAGUCAUUUAAACUGGCCAAACGAAUCGGCAAAUACGAGUACUCAUUCAAACAUGAUGAGUAUAAUUUUGGAGGCUCAAGCAAGUUCACCUUCUUUGUCUAUGUCUAUGGCAUUACAGGGAACUGCGUUGUCGAGAUAUCAUUCUCUCAGCUCACACCUUUCAUGCUAUUAAGGUUUUUCUUAACAUUUUUCGGCUGUUUUUUCUCCAUCCUAAUCAUCACAUUUAUCGCCUGGAAAAUUAAGAUUAGAUAUAGUAAUUACGUCAUGAGAAGGCAACGUAUAGUAGAACUGCAUCAAAUGGCGAACCGACCUUCCUCUACCUUGAAGUUACUUCUUGAAAAGGACACAGAUUUUGACAAUAACAGCGCAUCACAAAAAAUACCCAUUGCAGUGCAGCCGUUUGCAAGAGAAACUGUUGCUAUAGCAACUGUCAUGAUACGACUACCUUCAUUAUCAGAUGGCAUAACUCCUAUUGGCCAAUCAGGUUUGUGCCUUGGCUCUGUUUUGAUUGACAGGAGCCAUUAUCACAUGCCUUCAUUAUGUCACGUCAAAAGUUCAAAUAAGAAAGCUGAUAAACGAAAAGACGAGGAAACGACUCGAUGUGUUUAGGUAGAAUCCAUACGGUUUCAAAGUUUUUUGUAUGUUUGAGUGAAUUUUAUUUAACAUUUUGAGCAUUUUUCUAACAUCUAUUGAGACUUUGCAGCAUUACGUGCUGGCAGCCAUGACAGUAGGCAGUAUUAAUGGGUAGUAUGCUCAUGUUCUAUAAACAAUAGAAGGACAAUAGAAGACAAAACAAUGCAUAAAAUAUAUAACGAUAAUAAUAUAUAACUACAAUAUAAUAUAUGCAUUGUAUUCGUCUAGAACAUGAACUUAUUGCCAUUAUUAUUUUUGGAAUCUAGUCUAAUCUAAUUUAAAUGAGAAAGAAUUUAGUUUCCCAGGGGAAAAAGACUCAAUUUUUGUGCAUCCUGUCAUGGCUGCCAUCACGUGAUGGUGCAAAGCCACAGGGAAACCACAGCAGAUAAAAACAAAUGUGUUUCUUAUAGACUUUAAGACUGUAGCUCGUAAAAGAAAAUCACAGUUUUUUGCUUCUUAUCCCAUUUGUACUGUUCAUCAAUAAUAUUGCAGUAAACUAACAGAUCCGGAGUAAGACAAAAUAUAUCAUUCCACAGAGUAUAAGGCUAUAGAAACACCUGUUACCAAUAGGUGCCACUAGCAUUAGGAUGCAUGUACUUUUUCUGCAGAUUAUCGCUAGUCGCCACUAAGGGCUGAGCUGUAAAUACCACAGGUUCAAAAUACUAUUAUUUUCCUAAUGAAAGAAAGAAGGGGCUCAUUCAAUUGGCUCAUUCAAUACGUCCAUGAAAAACAUUCUUUAUGGUUGUUAUAACACUUGUUAAGAAACUUAAAAAUGCAUGAAUUAUUAGAAAGUGGGUCGCGUCGUAGUAACCUACGAAAGGGAGGGAGUGGACAGAUCACGUGGUGACCCAAGCAAAAACGGUUAGAGGUGGGGGUGGGAUUUGGAAAACAAAAUUUAGCCUUUGUAGUUGAAAGGAGCUAAGGAAUUGGGGUUAGGGGUUAGGGGGUAGGGAUGAAUUUACUAAACAGGCUAAAUAACUAGAAUAAUUACAAAGCUUACUCGUCCCUAGGUGUUGAAUAGUCACUGGGUUUUCUACGAACAGAUAUGAUUAAUUGAGAUGCUAUUUUUGUUAUUAUUUGAAAAAACAAAUUCUAUUUGCCUAGGAAAAAUUUGACUUUCAUUAGUUAUCUGGGGGUGGGGAAUUUUACCCUUUCACUUCUAGUUUUACUCUCAGAUUUUUACUAGAAAAAAAAGCAUCCACAUGAAGUAAAACUGAUUAGUGUCAGGGUAAUGUCUUUGGAAGCUGUUUCAAUUAUCUACUGUUUUUUUUUGUUGUUGUUUUUUGUUUUUUGUUUUUUUUUCAUGAAAAGACUUACACAAAAAAGGGUUAUCAAAAUCGGUAGAAAACAAUCAGUCAAAUACUAACUUGUGCAAAUCAUAUUAGUGGGUAGGAACUCUUGUAUCUGGUUUUGCAUAGUGGAGAGGAACGGAUCAGGGAAACAAUGGACAAACUAAAACAGGGAAACGUAAGAGCCAGGAAGGGGGAAAAGCGAGAAGGGAAAAAUGGCUGAAAUAAGGUAGGGAGGAGGGAGAAAAAAACAAGAAAAACUUAUUGAAGGAGAAGGGAGAGCCGGGAAAGAGGAGAAGGAAAAAACAGCUAAAAUAAGAAAGGAAGAAAGUAGAAAAACAGGAAAAACUAAAUGACGGAGAAGGGAGAGCCAGGAAGAUUUCUAAAUUCCGUGAACAUGAUGCAUUCUGGUCUAGUUUGGGUACAAACAACUAUACAUUGCAUGACAAACGAAAGAUGACUUACCCAAGAUAGACCACAAUGCACUUUGUUAUCAGAAGAGUUCCUUCCCACCAAUCGAUUCAAUUGAUUAAAAUUAUUUAAAUUUUUGUAAUUGUUGGUAUAUAAACUUUGUAAAAUAAUCAAGCAAUCUUAUUAAAAAAAUAAUAGAAAUCAAAGGACAAUAGUCUUUCGUAGGAAUGUAAAUACAAAAACUUGAUAAAUAAAUAUUAUAGAUGAAUUAUA
Molecule: messenger RNA, 5504 nt
Organism: Actinia tenebrosa (Australian red waratah sea anemone)
Lineage: Eukaryota; Metazoa; Cnidaria; Anthozoa; Actiniaria; Actiniidae
Product: attractin-like protein 1
Cellular component (GO): Golgi apparatus
Molecular function (GO): protein binding
Source: RefSeq, a predicted model, not a curated record